AUGACAAGAAUUGCACUCCUCGGCUCCACGGGCCAGGUGGGCCAUUCCAUCCUCAUGGCUCUUCUUACCACGACUUCCCAUGAGGUAGUUCAGCUCGUUCGACCGGCUUCCGAAUCUAAGGCAAAAUCUAUAAAUAUAUCUGCCGAGCAGAAGCAAAGACUCCGAACGGUGCCCGUGGAUCUCUUGGUCGCUGAUACAGAUGAGCUGGCUUCUACUCUGAACGGCGUGGAAGUGGUUGUUAGUGCAGUGAAUGGGAAAGCUCUCUCUGCUCAAGAGAAGGUCCAGACUGCUGCGGAAAAGGCCGGGGUGAGGAGAUUUUAUCCGAGCGAGUAUGGGAUGCACCAUGUUUACACGGGGGAAGAUGGGUAUGGAUAUGUGCACCCGGCAUGGAGCCUGAAGUCCAAGGCCAAUGGGAAAGUGCUCCGCCAUCCAGCUGUAGUAUCAGGAAAAAUGACCUACACCCUCAUCGGUUGCGGGGACCUCUACAAUCAAGACCGCGAAGCCCUCUGGUGUCCGUGGACGCAGCCCGAUCUUCUAUCGUACACGAUUCACAUCUUGGGCAACCCUGACACCAAGGUUGACUUCACUCAUAUGGGUGAUCUAGCCAAUUUCCUGGUCAAAACCAUAGAUCAUCCAGAAGUCUCGGAGAACAAAGAGCUGAAUUUCGUUAGCGACCAUAUCAGCUAUAACGAGAUUGUGGCACUAUGGGAGAAAUACUCCCGCAGGAAGGUGGAGAAGAGUAUAGUGCCAAUACAGGUUAUGCAUCGUGUUUUUCAGAACAAGGAAGACGUCCCGGAGCAUCUCAAUGCGAAGAGUGUGUUUUCUGAUGACUUCUGGAUUGUGGUGAAAGGAAUGCAAGGAUCAGGCGGAUUUUGGAGGCCGCCAGGGCAGGUGCAUAAUGAUUUGUUCCCUGAUAUGAAGACGAUGACGUUUGAGCGUACAAUGCAGCGUUACAUUUCGUUAGUCGUGUCGCUGUCAUUGCUUUCCGGGGCUGAUGCCCUGGUCCGGCCUGAUGGCGUGGGAAGACUACCCGCCUUGGGUUGGAAUUCCUGGAAUGCGUUUGCAUGCGACGUCGAUGCUUCCAAGAUCCUGACGGCCGCAGAAGAAACAAUAAACCUGGGCUUAAAAGAUGCAGGUUAUGAGUACAUCAACAUCGAUGAUUGCUGGUCAGUCAAAACUGGCCGAGAUCCCAAUACAAAACGUAUCAUUCCGGACACAGCCAAAUUUCCGGACGGAAUCGCAGGUGUCGCCUCUAAGAUCCAUGAUAUGGGUCUGAAGGUCGGCAUUUAUAGCAGUGCCGGCACGGAAACCUGCGCUGGCUAUCCUGCUAGUCUGGGAUAUGAGAAAAUAGACGCUGAGAGCUUUGCCGAAUGGGGCAUCGACUAUCUGAAAUACGAUAACUGCGGCGUACCUACGAACUGGACCGACAUGUAUACCCACUGUGUGCCAGACAACACCAAUGGGGCCAACUUCCCCAACGGCACUUGUCCAGAUAUAUCCAACCCAGCACCGGCGGAAUACGAUUGGAGCAGUUCCAAAACAGCUCAAAGAUACGACGCUAUGCGCGAUGCAUUGCUGGGUGUCAAUCGAACCAUUCUGUAUUCGUUGUGCGACUGGGGCCAGGCGGACGUGAACACAUGGGGUAACGCGACAGGUAACUCUUGGAGAACGACGGGGGAUAUUACACCCGACUGGAGCCGGAUUGUCGAGAUUGCCAACGAGAACUCGUUCCUCAUGAACUAUGCCGAUUUCUGGGGGCACCCAGAUCCGGACAUGCUGGAAGUCGGCAAUGGAAAUUUGACUCUGGAAGAGAACAGAGCCCAUUUUGCUCUCUGGGCAGCAAUGAAAUCGCCUCUUAUCAUUGGCACUCCUCUCGAUUCGAUCAAAGAGGAGCAUCUGGCCAUCCUCAAGAAUAAGCCCUUGCUGUCCUUCCAUCAAGAUCCGGUAAUCGGUCGCCCUGCGUAUCCUUACAAAUGGGGAUACAACCCGGACUGGACAUUCGAUCCAGCGCAUCCAGCGGAAUAUUGGUCCGGGCCAUCGUCGACUCUGGGCGGAACCCUGGUCUUGAUGUUCAACUCGGAAGACAGUGCCAAAAGCCGGACUGCCGUGUGGAGCGAGAUCCCGGAGCUGAGGGACUCCGCUGAGAAGGGCAGUGGAUACCUGGUAACUGACAUUUGGACGGGUGAAGAUCUGGGUUGUGUGAAGGACCAAUAUAACGUGGAGUUGCAGAGUCAUGAUAUUGCUGCUCUGGUGGUGGGAGAAUCAUGCUGA
Molecule: messenger RNA, 2271 nt
Organism: Aspergillus nomiae NRRL 13137
Lineage: Eukaryota; Fungi; Ascomycota; Eurotiomycetes; Eurotiales; Aspergillaceae
Exons: 9
Coding region: 1-2271 (756 amino acids)
Biological process (GO): carbohydrate metabolic process
Molecular function (GO): hydrolase activity, hydrolyzing O-glycosyl compounds
Source: RefSeq, a predicted model, not a curated record